AUGACUGGACGCUUGAUCGAUCUGAAUGCAUCACCUUGGUUGUGGGUGGAAACUACAUGGGCAGUCAUCCUUUGUACUCUAGCGCUUGCCGUGCGCCUCGUGGUGCGAAGCCAUGAGUGCGGGCUAGAGGACUUGCUUCUUAUUCUUGCAUUCAUUCUGGCCAUGGCGUCGUUCGGGUGCAUCUAUCAGGCGCUCCACGAUGGACUAGGUAUCUCACAUAGCGGCUUGCCAGAAGAGAAAACCCUCCGAAUCGCNUCUAGUAAGGGGAAUCCAGGUUACGAAGACCGCAGCAACUGA
Aureobasidium musti is the source of this 297-nucleotide messenger RNA. The record is from the annotation of a GenBank genome assembly. Lineage: Eukaryota; Fungi; Ascomycota; Dothideomycetes; Dothideales; Saccotheciaceae.